Messenger RNA from Penicillium cataractarum, 564 nucleotides. RefSeq lists its product as uncharacterized. The transcript has 4 exons. NCBI's taxonomy places the organism in Eukaryota, Fungi, Ascomycota, Eurotiomycetes, Eurotiales, Aspergillaceae. The coding region runs from base 1 to 564 and encodes 187 amino acids. The record is from RefSeq and is a predicted model, not a curated record.
AUGAAAGGGAUCUACUUCCUCCUGACUUCCCUUGCCGCCCUCAGAUCGUUUGCAUCGCCAGGAAAGCGAGACAAUCGCGGGUCUUACACUGUUUCCGGUCUGGGGCAGCAUAAACAAGCCAUCUUGAACGCAGGUGGAAACACCCUUGAUCUUGCCAUUGCGAUGCUGGAGACCGAGACAAUGACAACCGACUAUGCUUAUGGUGAUGGGAAGACCAAUGAUUCCGCAAAUUUUGGGCUUUUCAAACAGAACUGGGGCAUGCUCCGUGUAUGUGCCACUCGGUACGGCCUAGCUGGGCAGACUGAGGCUGAUUGGAACAAUGGUGCUCUACUGAAUUCUAAUGUUUAUGCCGACGUGGCCUCUCGCUGGGACUGCCAGGAUUACUAUGGAAUCGACCUUUGGUUUGCCGGUCAUAGGGACGGUGCAUCAGGACUGGCUAAUCCUAACACGGCCGACAUUGACAAUUACAAAAAUGCGGUAUAUUGGAUCCAAGAUCAAAUUGACAGUAAUUCCAUCUACCAGUCCGACGACACACGGUUUUGGGUAGAUGUUGCUGCCAUUUAG